Musa acuminata subsp. malaccensis (wild Malaysian banana) is the source of this 1221-nucleotide messenger RNA. Its product is annotated as cyclin-dependent kinase inhibitor 4. The record is from RefSeq and is a predicted model, not a curated record. Lineage: Eukaryota; Viridiplantae; Streptophyta; Magnoliopsida; Zingiberales; Musaceae. Gene Ontology annotation, biological process: negative regulation of cyclin-dependent protein serine/threonine kinase activity. Gene Ontology annotation, cellular component: nucleus. Gene Ontology annotation, molecular function: cyclin-dependent protein serine/threonine kinase inhibitor activity.
UCUCUCUCUCUCGCUCACUCUCCUGUGUUGGCUUUCCUUUCUUUUUCUUUGAUAAAGAUUGUCUCUUUCCUCCCACGCGAUCUCCACAAUCUCGCCUUUUUGAGGUCGCUUUUCCUUUUCUUCAACCAUUUCUCACUCUUUGCGUUCGUGGGUGUAAAAGACGAGAGCUUUCACGGGUGACGGAAAGGGCUGGAAGAUGGGGAAGUAUACGAGGAAAGCUAGGGUCACCGGCGAGGUCGCGGUCAUGGAGGUCUCCCGCCACCAGUCCACGGACGGCGUCCGCACCCGCGCCCGGACCCUCGCCGCUGCCGCCGCCGCAUCGGACUCCUCCCUCGCCUACCUUGAGCUCCGGAGCCGCCGCCUCGAGAAGCCCGCGCCUCUGGCUCCGACCUCCAAGCCUGGUAAGGACGCCUGCAAGGAGGCCCCCAAAGCGAGUGCCGAACCUGGGGUUAGCUCGACGGAUUCGGGGUCGGUCGGGUCUGCCCGGACCAGGAGGUGUUCGGACAAGGAUGAGGAUGUCGCGGACACGACGGCGGUGGAUGCGGCUCCGGACGUGGAGGUAUCGUUCGGAGAGAACGUGGUUGAUGUUGAAGCGAAGGAAAGAUUUGUCAGGGAGACCACGCCUUGCAGUUUGAUAAGGGAUUCAGAGACGAUAGAUACUCCGCGUUCUAUGACCAGACCUACUAACUCAUCUGCCACUAACCAAAGAAGGCACGCUCUCUGCCAUAACAUCCCUUCCUCACAGGACAUUGAAGAGUUCUUUGCUAACACAGAGCAGCUCCAGCAGCAAAAUUUUCAAGAACAGUACAACUUUGAUUUCGUUAACGAGUGCCCGCUCCCUGGUCGGUAUGAAUGGGUGAAACCUGACAUCUAGGUUGCAGAUCAUCAUUUGGCCCUGCUUAUUUUCCUGAAACUUCUCUGAUGAUAUCUUUCAAAUCAAAGCAGAGGCAAUGGUGGUGUCGAGUUGCUGUUCUUUCUUCUGUUGUAAAUCCAAAUACCCGAAAGAUAAGUUCCAUCUUACGGUAUGUAUCAUAUGGUGCUGAUGAACUAUACCUAGAAAUGAAGUGCAAAGUCAGUAGACUAUUAUUGUAAAAGGCUUUUACAGCGACAAACAAGUCAUAUCUUUACAAUUUCCUUCAUGUUAGAAACAGUUACACCCUUCGGAUGAACCCGAAAAACCUUAUGAUGAAAUGAAAAUGAUCCUAAAGUCGUCGUUCUUUA